Molecule: messenger RNA, 510 nt
Organism: Fibroporia radiculosa
Lineage: Eukaryota; Fungi; Basidiomycota; Agaricomycetes; Polyporales; Fibroporiaceae
Exons: 3
Coding region: 1-510 (169 amino acids)
Cellular component (GO): mitochondrion
Molecular function (GO): structural constituent of ribosome
Source: RefSeq, a predicted model, not a curated record
AUGCCUCGAAAACUAAAGACGAUUCCUGGUCCUUCGAGGUUGUCGAAAAUUAUCGAGAAUCUUACAAGAGCCCCACGGCCCCAGCUCAACAGCGUCAAGAGCUUGAAAGUCACAUUAGCCUCGCGGAAUGAUCAUUUUGGAGCAAGACAUUUCGUGAAGGAGGACCUUCCGCGCAUACGUUACGUGAACCCCGCUCUUGAUAUUCAGGUGAACAAAUUGCCCAAAUCACUCCAAGAUUCGUGGCAGCCUGAGAUGAUCGUUGAGUUCCGCGAUGGGUCAACGCAAACUUUGAACAUGAAUCAAAAAUGGUCGUCUGCUAUAUUUCAGGAACUCAUGGACCUCGGAGGCGGAGCACCAUGGCAACGCUGGAAAAAGGAGAGGAUUGCUGCUGGGUUGCCCAUUGUAGAUCCACCUACUGUGAACGUCAAACCAUCACAAAGCAUGUCUACGGAAGAAAUCAUUUUCGGUGUAGGGCGGCCAAGGACUGGAGCUGCCGCAGUCUUACCUUAA